This is a messenger RNA of Vollenhovia emeryi, 4965 nucleotides long. Its product is annotated as titin-like. Lineage: Eukaryota; Metazoa; Arthropoda; Insecta; Hymenoptera; Formicidae. Bases 1 to 4965 code for a protein of 1654 amino acids. The record is from RefSeq and is a predicted model, not a curated record. The transcript has 4 exons.
AUGACGGAGAAUAAUGGAAUAUUAAAAGAGGCGACCGCGUCGAAAUACUUUUCUAAAAGAGUCGACGACACCGAGCAACGUGAUAAAUCAGUUCGAGAACGUAAGGAAAAUAUUGUUACAAAAAUAACCAUUGCCGGUGAGCUUAACGAGACGCUUUUAGAAGAAUCCCCGUCCGGUGGAUCGAGACGCGAGAUUAAAAAUCCGAUAAAAAUUGGCGAUAUGGCGACAACCGAUAAGCAUCGAUGUCAACGUCCUCUCCGCGACAUAAUCGGCAAACGGGAGCAGCGUAGAGAAGAAUUGGACAAGAUGGAGGGAGAUUUGCGACAACGCCUCGACAUGCUUGAGUGUUCCAUACCGGCGGUGAUGAUAUGGAAUAUCUGGAGGACGUCGCAAGGCUCGCCCGUCUGCAGGCUGAAACGUAUCCUGGAGAAACAAUUUAAAGACACGAGGGAACUCGCUUGUCGCAGCACACCGAGCUGCCAUUACGAUUGCAGGAUACGAGAAGUCGAGGCGGAAAGGAAGCUGGCGUUGAAAAAAGUGGAGGAAGCUCGAACUCUCUGGUCGGAGAAAUUCGCGACGUUGGAAGAAAGAAAAAGGAAACUUGACGAAGCCAGGAGAAUUCAGGAGGAGCAAAAAAACGCGGUAGAACGGUUAAACGAGGAAACUAGAGUGCUGCGGGAGACGAUGAAGAAAAAAGCGAUGGAAAUGGACGAAUUGUGUCAGUGUGAUGACACGCAGUGUAAGCAGAGACACCUCAGUAAAGUAUCCAGCACGAUGUCCCUCGAGUCCGGAGACAUCGAAUGCCUGGAGAAGCUACAACGAUUAGCGGAGGAGGAGGUGAUCGCGAAGCGGGAGAUUCUCGAGUUGGAACGCCGCGAGGAAGCUUACAUGAGGACACUUCAGCAGACGGACGAGUUGUGGUCGAAGAUGGAGGGCGACACGAUCAGCGCGGCGAGCGGGUUGCAAGAACAAUUGGACAUGAAAAUUGCGGCCAAUCAACAACUGGCGAAUCGCGUAUGCGAACUGGAAGACGCGCUCGAGAAAUGCCGGGCAAGGCUGGCCGCGUGCAGAGCGGAACUGGAGAAGUUUCGGAGUAUCGAGAAAGUUGAUGCUACGAUAGGUCGCGACGAUGACGUCGCCAAAGUGGCAGAUAAGGAAGUCGCGGUAAGGGCUAAAGUCGUGCAUCGACCAAUCGGUAGAGCAGACGACGUAGCCACGGUGAAGGACGACCAAGUUCUGGCGAGGGUCGAAGUUGCGGAUGGGGAGGCGUUAGCGAGAGUUGAAGUUGUGGACGGGGAAGCAGAGGCGAGAAUCGUCCUGACUGACGCCGACGCAGAAACUGCUCUUAUCGGGGACGACAAGUCCGUCUCGGUUAGACCCGACAUGGCUGAUCUCGCUGUCGAUCGUCCGGUAGAUCUCGUGCGAAUCGAGGACGCGGGAAUUGUAGUUCGACCGGAAGAUCUCGCUUACGAGCAACAGAGAUUCAAAGAAGUUCGAGAAUACUUGUCUAAAUUGGACUCCUUAAAAGAGUUGUAUAAAGACGAUGGUAAGCCGUGUGCGCCUGAUUUCGUAUGCAACGAUGUAGUGACGUCGCCCACCGGUAUGACGGACGAGGAACUGAUUGCAUUGGGCGUGGUAGAAUAUACUGUACCGACGAGGAAACCUGAUGAAACUGUAAGUGACCGGGAACGAGACAAGCAAUUACAAAAAGAAUUGGCAAGAAAAGCACUCGAUGUCGUUAAGGAUGUUGAGAAAAAAGAAGAGAGAGAGGAUGAUACUCCCGGCGUCAAAAUCGAGAGGGAAGUUGUCGAGAAAAUGGAAAAACGGGUCGCUGAAAUUGUGGACGUGCCCGUUAGAGAGACUGUAACACCCCGGACAAUCGAAGAAGAAGUUGUGGAUGAUAGGCCGGUAACAAUGCCGAGAGACCGAGCGCCGGAAGUAAACAAAAUCGAGGCCGAUCGGGGAAUCGUGAUACAACGGGAUACGAUCCUAUCGUGGAUCGAUGCAAUCGAUACAAUUCGCACGACAGCAGCGAGGCAUCCUGACUGUCGUGAAGUAAAAAAGGAUGCUGACAUCUUGGCAGAACAAGUUAGCACGUAUGUCGGGGUAAAACCUAAAGAAGUGGCAGAGGAAAACGCAGCACUAAUUACAGAAGGUAAGCGGGAAAAGGUGAUUGAGAAGAACGAAAUAAAAGCGAAGCGAAAUAAAAAUGAACACCCAAUAAAUGAAACUAAGCUACAAGACAAAUUAAUAAUUUUGAAGGCUGAAGAGAUGGAACCUGUGAGAAAAAUUGAAUCCGUACCGGUUCCUAACUCUGAAGAAACGUCGGUAGAAGUGAACGCUCCAAUGGAAGUAACAGCUGAAUCAGAAUUACAGCCUACACUUACAAAAGAGGAAGUACCAAUUGGCAUGGAACCUCCUAUGGCGGUUUCAAUGGAAAAUUCUUUUCGGUCUCCUACAAUUCACAAAGAAGAUUUAAAAGACGACACGGUCCCGUUAGCUGUACCGGAACCGUAUAAACCAGAUAUCGAAAAAAUGAGAACUGAAGAAAUAAUACGAAUCAAAGACAUCGUGCAGAACACAAAAGAAAAUGAAAUACCUAAAAAUAAGAAUGCAGAGAGACAUGCAACGGUCGAAGAUCUGACAAAUAAUAAACUAGCGGUAAAUUCAGUGGCAAAUAGUAAAACGAUAAAUUCGGAUAAAGAAACGUUAGUUGUUCCACAAAUAGAAAAGAAAGAACAAGAAAUUAAAACAUCUAAUCAUAUAGAAAGAAAUGAAAAGGAAACAGACAAAUCAAGAGAAGUGAUGCGGGGAGAAAUAACAGUAGAAAAUGAAAAAACCGAUAAAGUGUUAGCAGUGACAGAAAUUGAGGAAAAUGAAUUUGUAGAAGAGAUCGUAGAAAAGACGAAGGAAAUGCCACAACUGGUUGAAACUAAAAAGACAGAUAUAAAAGAAACGCCACAUAUGGAAAUGAUAAGAACAAAUGAAAUUGUACAAGCUCCUCCGGUUUCAGAAAUGAAAGAGGUGGAACAAGAGAUACUAGCAAUAAAUGCGACAGAAGAAAAGGAAAUUAUACCACGGGCAAUUUCACCGACCGUGGAUAUAAUCGAGGUAGGAAAAUUUGAACCCAACAAAUCUACUGUGGAUGUUGAGAAAGAUUCAACUGCAAAUUCAGUAGAACAAAAAAUUAAAAUUCAAGAACCUACACCUACUUUGGACGUAAAAGAAGAAUCAUUACUUCCUGAAACCGAAGUUGAAGAAAUUGGAGAACCCGUGCCAAUAAAGGAAGAGAUUAAAGCCGUAGAAUCGCCAUUGGUAACGGAUACAGCGAAAGGAAACAAAAUUGAAGUCACAGAAUUGUCACUCGAGGACUUAGAAAAAAAAGAAAAAAUUGAAGCAGAAGAAUUAUUGCCAGUAGUAACAGAAGAAAGUAUUGAUAUAAUUCAACCAACACCAAUAUUACCAACAAUAAAAAGAGAAAUGGAACAGGAGAUCGAAGCAGCGGAAGAACCUGUGCUCAAAGUAGAAAAGGAGAAAGAUGAAGAAAUAGAAGAAGGAGUUACAUCUAUUAAGUUACCUGAAAAGAAGGAAGUACCUCCAGUAGAAAAAAAGAAAAUAAUAACGAGAAUCCCGCCGUCCGAGGAACCAACACUAAGGCACGAAAAAGAAGUGCCAGUAGAAGAGAAAAAGGCAGAAGUGGUCCAGAUGGAAUCAAAAAUUACAAUUGCUGAGAUAAAGUCGACCGAAAUGGAAAUGCCAGCGAUACCACUCGAUCCACAAUUAGUGGCGCAGUAUCUAAUUAUAGCGAAGUUCAAAGAGAAAGAACUAUUGCAGCUUAUACCCGCAAAGAAACCCUGCGCGGAAUGUUGCUUGCAACCGCUGAUUGAGACCGCGGGACCGCUCGACAUUCCGCAGACUGAUGUUCUCCAAACCGAAAUCGUACAAGCCGAAGUCGUAGAAACCAAAACGACGCAAGCCAAGCUCGUGCAAAACGAGGUCGUGCAAGCCGAAAUCGUACAAACCAAGGCCGUCGAAACUGAGCUCGUACAAAUAAUCACGCAGGCAGUUUCGACCGCUGAUGCGCCGCCGAUACAAAUUAUUAGUGAAUAUUUAAAACCAGUCGAGCUAAAAGCAUCGAGGACUGAAAUCGCCGGCGACCGUCCUGAAAUAACCGGCCGAAAAAUGCUCUGGCGCAAACGCUUAAAGGACCAAUCGACCGUCACGACCGCCAGCACCGGAUCACAGACGGAUAAAACAAGCCACGUUAGCCACGACCGAGUUGUAAGAGAUGAAAGAGAACGCGCGAGAGUGCCCACGGAUGAACUUUUACGAUCUAUAAAGAUCGCCGCCGCCGGGCUAGUGCGACCGAACACAGAACGCGAGAUUAGGACGAUUAAUUAUGGUGGAAGGUCUGAGGAAGUGGGCAGGGUCGCCUGUAACUGUUGCUUGUGCGGUAGAACUCCGACUCCCCCGUCGACAGGACCUAGAUUAGAGAUUCAACCGCAGAUUGAUGCGAAAACUGCAACGCCUCCAGCGGUAGCUGCGUUCAAGCGUAUGUUUAUUCGUCCUAAAAUCGAUCACCCGAUGCCGCGUGAUAGAUUGUGUCCCGAUUGCAAGGCGAAAAUUUGGGGCAGGAUGCCGCGCGAGAGGGAUUACGUCGAGAAAAUUAUCAGCAAGAUUUCUCGCGACCAGGGGAGCUGCGGUUGUGCGUCAUCAAUCGGUAAAUCGCGCCGCGCGGUGCCCCAUAAGAGAGCGAUCGAGAAAAGGGAUCAGGCCUGCUUGGCUAAAAUACCUAAGCGGAAGACUAACCCCGCCGAACAAAAAAGGAAAGAUGAUAUGCAAUCAAUUCUGGAGGACUCGGAAAAAUUGGCCGUGCAGCCAUUGUCUCCCAGUUGCAUCUGCUUCAAAUUAGAAAGGACUGGCGUGGAACCAAUUAGAAAAGGCAAUUGUUAUUGCGCGGAUUAA